GUUGCAAGCUCACACACUAUUUUUAACCAACAAAAGCUUCAGAUCGUUCUUCUCCAGUUCUUCAUUUUCACCUUCCUCUCCCCUGAUUUUCUCGAGAAAAUUUCGUAUUUGGUUUCUCGAGAAAAUUCCUCACAACAACAUCAACAACCACAACUACUCCAUAUCUGCCCUUCAACUUUCAGAUUCCGUUUCCUCUGCUGCUGUUUUUAUCGCCGUUGCUUGGACAAGAUUCCUCUUGUCUCCAUCGAUGUUUCGUGCUCGUCCUCUUCUGAGGCUACUUUCGGCUCCUGUGUUUAGGGUUUUGUCACGAGGUUGACGUGCCCGUGCGGAUCGUUUCCAGUGGGUUUGGCGCUGUCCCUUGAAGCUUUAAAGCCAUUUACCUUUCACGCUCAUUGUCUCUGAAUUGAAAUGUUAGGCUUUGAAGGUCCUGGAACUAGUGAUGAAAUUAGAGAGUGCUUUGAAAAUUCUGAAGAUGAGAGACGGCUGUCCAAAAUUGGGAGCCUCAAGAAAAAGGCAAUAAAUGCUUCCAAUAAAUUUACUCACUCUCUUAAGAAGAGAGGAAAGAGGAAAAUUGACUACAGGGUUCCUUCAGUAUCCAUAGAAGAUGUUCGAGAUGCGAAAGAGGAGAGUGCUGUCCAUGAAUUGCGUCAAAAACUUCUUGAGAGGAAUUUACUACCAUCUAGGCUUGAUGAUUAUCAUACUUUACUGAGAUUUUUGAAAGCUAGAGAGUUUAACAUGGAAAAGACAAUUCGGAUGUGGGAAGAAAUGCUUAAUUGGAGAAAGGAAUAUGGAACUGAUACUAUACUAGAGGAUUUCGAAUUCGAAGAGCUUGAAGAGGUGUUGCAGUAUUAUCCUCAGGGAUAUCAUGGAGUUGAUAAAGAAGGCAGGCCAGUUUAUAUAGAGAGACUUGGGAAAGCCCAUCCAAGUAGACUCAUGCAUAUCACCACGAUUGAUAGAUACUUAAAGUACCAUGUGCAAGAAUUUGAAAGGGCUCUACAUGAAAAAUUCCCUGCUUGUACAAUUGCGGCUAAGAGAAGAAUUUGUUCAACAACAACCAUAUUGGAUGUGCAGGGCUUGGGCAUGAAAAAUUUCUCCCGCGCUGCUGCAAAUCUCUUAGCUGCCAUGACAAAGAUAGACAGCAAUUAUUAUCCUGAGACAUUACAUCGAAUGUAUAUUGUCCAUGCGGGUUCUGGUUUCAAGAAGUUUCUCUGGCCUGCUGCUCAGAAAUUUCUUGAUAUGAAAACUGUUGCCAAGAUUCAGGUUCUUGAUUCCAAAUCGAUUGGAAAGCUACUUGAAGUCAUUGAUUCAGAUCAGUUGCCAGAUUUCUUAGGUGGCUCGUGUACAUGUAGUGGCGUUGAAGGCGGAUGCCUUAGAUCGAAUAAAGGUCCCUGGAAUGAUCCCGAUAUUAUGAAGGUUGUGCAUAAUGCAGGAGCCACCUUUGUAAGGCAAGACACAAGAGUGGCCAAGAAUGAAGCAAAAUUGCACUCACGUGCUCAAAUGCCUUCACUGAAGGGAAGAAGUAGAGAUACAUCAUUACCGGAUUCAGGAUCAGAUAUCGAUGACCCGUACUCCCCACUGGAGCGAGCUGUCUCUUUGGUUCCUUGUUUGGCUCCGGUUCACGAAGAACAAAGGGCUGCUGACUCUAAUGCUUACUACAGUUGUGACGAUGAUGAUUUCCGACCCGUUAGAACAGUAACCAAAAGUGACCAAAGAGUUGGAGGUUCUCAUGGUCCAUCGCUUGAAAUAAUCGAGAACGGGAAUUUGUCGAGCAAAGUGACAUCAAACACAGAAGGUACUAUAACUAAUGAACAUGAAAUCCUGAAGCAAAAACUUGAGAAAAGAAACCUUGAUUCUACAGGGAGAGUUCUUAUAUCAUUCUGGGUUAGAUUGAUAGCAUUUCUUCGAAGUUUACAGUUUCAGUUUUGGAAAAGACAGAACAAUAUAUAUCCUUCUAACACAGUAGAACACAUUACAAAUAACAAUGCUGCUGCUCCUGCUGCUGCAAUUCAAGGCGUAAACGAAGAAGAUUACAUCGGCCCGUGUUUACAGCGUCUCGAGAGGCUAGAAAAAAUAUUUGUAGAGCUGAGCAACAAGCCUGCUAAAAUUCCUUUGGAGAAAGAGAAUUUGCUUACUGAAUCAUUGGACAGAAUCAAGUUGGUUGAAUUUGACCUGGAGAAAACAAAAAGAACACUCCACGCUACUGUUGUAAAGCAACUUGAGGCAGGCGAGCUGCUGGAGAAAUUGCGGGAGUCCCAAUGCCAACCGAGAAGAUUUUUGUGUUAGAUUAGAUUGGUGAAAUGCAUAGGAUGGAUUAGAAUAAUAAUCAUAGCCUUGAAGCAAAAAGAAACAACAUAGGUGCUGGCGGGCCCGGAGUGACCAAGAUCCAACGGAUAAUAAUUGCUGGCGGCAAUAGAGACGACGAUAGAGAUAGAGAGAGAGAUAGAAAGGAGGCAAAGCUUGAAUACACGUGAA
Messenger RNA from Cucurbita pepo subsp. pepo (vegetable marrow), 2472 nucleotides. RefSeq names its product phosphatidylinositol/phosphatidylcholine transfer protein SFH13. NCBI's taxonomy places the organism in Eukaryota, Viridiplantae, Streptophyta, Magnoliopsida, Cucurbitales, Cucurbitaceae. The record is from RefSeq and is a predicted model, not a curated record.